AAUCGACAGUAAUUUAAAAUGAGUUAAUAUCAUGGUGAACAUUAAAAACAUAUUUUUUUUGUUUCCAUUCAUCUUGUACUGUGAUAAUGUAGCGGCUUACAAAUAUUUAGGGGUAUUUCCCUUUUUCGCUAAGAGUCACUACUUUCUCGGCAACGAACUUAUGAAAGGAUUAGCAAAAGCAGGUCAUGAAGUUACCAUUUUGACAGUGUACGAAGAGAAAGAUCCACCGAACGAAAAUUAUAAACAAAUAGUUUUGAAAGAACUAUUAAGAGAUCAAAUAGCUCUAAUAACAAGAAAUACAAAAGCUAAUGCAGACACAUUCAAAGAUUACUUCUCGUAUCCAACGAAACAUUAUUUAAAUUUAAUAGAAAUAUUAGAUGCGAUAACAGAAAUGGUACUGAAUCAAACAGAAGUACAAAAAAUGAUUAAAGAAAAACCAAAAUUCGACGCAGUUAUUAUAACUCAUUUCAACUUGGAAGCUUUAAAAGCUCUAGCUCCGCAUUUCGGAGCUCAUCAAGUGAUUUUUUACAAUCACGGCGCGAGUAAUUGGAUAAAUCAUUUAGUCGGUACUCCGAAUAAUCCUUCAUUCGAUCCCGUGUUAAUUCUGGGUUAUACUGGACAUAUGAACUUUAAAGAAAGAUUGAUUAAUACUUGGUUUACCCUGAUGCAGUAUCUAGUUAAUAAAAUCAUUCAUUAUCCACACCAAAAUGGAUUAGUUCGUAAAUAUAUUUCCGAAGAUUUGGAUUUGAAUGAAAUAUUGUACAACGUUUCUUUAGCUUUAUACAAUUCCCAUGUCAGUUUCGAUCGACCGGUUGCGGCCGUACCCUGCGUCAAGGACAUCGCCGGGUUUCAUAUAAAACCUCCCAAAACUUUACCGGAUGAUUUACAAAAGUAUUUAGACGAAGCGAAUGAAGGCGUGAUAUAUUUCAGUUUAGGUUCGCAAGUCAAAAGUAUUGAUUUACCUUUACCAAUAAGGGAUGGUAUAAUGGAAGCUUUUUCUAAACGUAAAGAACGAAUUAUAUGGAAAUUUGAAGAUGACAGUUUACCUGGUAAACCGGAAAACGUCAAAAUAGAAAAAUGGGUACCUCAAAUGGAAUUAUUAGCGCAUCCAAAUGUAAAACUGUUCAUAACCCAUGGGGGAAUAUUAAGCAGCAUAGAAGCCGUAUACCAUGGAAUACCUCUUAUAACUAUACCUAUUUUGGGAGAUCAAUUGAAAAAUGCCAUUCUAGCUGAGAGCUUAGGGUAUUCUAAAACCAUUUAUAUGAAUGAUUUGAACGAUAAGCAUCUAUCGGCAGCCAUCGAAGAAGUCGUAUCCGAUAAAAAGUUUGCAGAAAAGGCGAAGGCUCGUUCAAAGGCUUACCACGAUCGACCUAUGGAUCCAAUGAACGAAACUGUUUAUUGGUUAGAGUACAUUGUGAGGCAUAACGGGGCCCCACAUCUUAGAGUACCGCAACUAGAUUUAGCUUGGUAUCAAUAUUAUUUAUUAGACGUUGUCGCUUUUAUAUUUUUAAUCACAUUUUUAAUGAUUUAUUUGAUUAGAAUGGUUGCGAAAAUUAUUUAUCGUGUUUUGUGUUUUUGUUGUCGUUUAAAAAAAGUUAAAAAACAAUAAAAAUAUGCAACGAAUUCUAUAAUUAUCAUUAUUGUUUUAUUUACUG
Messenger RNA from Diorhabda sublineata, 1655 nucleotides. Its product is annotated as UDP-glucosyltransferase 2-like. Gene Ontology annotation, molecular function: UDP-glycosyltransferase activity. Lineage: Eukaryota; Metazoa; Arthropoda; Insecta; Coleoptera; Chrysomelidae. The transcript has 4 exons. The record is from RefSeq and is a predicted model, not a curated record. Bases 32 to 1609 code for a protein of 525 amino acids.